AUGUGGUACGGAGCGGUCUGGUCUGCCCUCUUGGCGGUGGUGGCGGGCAUCGAGCUAAGGUUCCCCGGGGAGGUCAGGACACGGCUGCAAGAAGUCGAGGACCGCAGGCUCAUCGAGCCUUCCCAGGACGCGGCCAUCCUCGCCCAAGUGCUCACUGAGCGCUACAGGAACAACAGCCAGCUACCACAGGCCCAGGAUGACCCUAGGGGCUUCCAGCACACCCUCGUCGAAAUGUUGGGAAAAAGUUAG
Nezara viridula (southern green stink bug) is the source of this 249-nucleotide messenger RNA. Lineage: Eukaryota; Metazoa; Arthropoda; Insecta; Hemiptera; Pentatomidae. The record is from the annotation of a GenBank genome assembly.